AUGGUGCAUUCGUUGAUUGAAGCGUAUUCCUUACUUGACCAGAUGAAGAUAGUCAAGCCAAAAGUGGCCUCCAUGGAGGAGAUGGCGAGCUUCCACACGGACGCCUACCUGCAGCACCUGCAGAAGGUCAGUGAGGAGGGGGAUGAUGACCAUCCGGAGUCUGUGGAGUAUGGACUAGGUUAUGACUGUCCGGCUACUGAAGGGAUCUUUGAGUAUGCAGCAGCCGUGGGAGGAGCCACCAUCACUGCAGCCCAGUGCCUGCUGGACAGCAAGUGCAAGGUAGCGAUUAACUGGCCUGGAGGGUGGCACCAUGCAAAGAAAGAUGAAGCUUCUGGCUUCUGUUACCUGAACGAUGCUGUCUUGGGGAUCCUGCGGCUGCGCCAGAAGUUUGACCGUGUCCUUUAUAUCGAUUUGGAUUUGCAUCAUGGGGAUGGCGUUGAAGAUGCCUUUAGUUUCACCUCAAAAGUCAUGACUGUUUCUCUGCACAAGUUUUCACCAGGAUUUUUCCCAGGCACUGGUGAUGUGACAGAUGUUGGCCUGGGAAAAGGUCGCUAUUACAGCGUGAACGUGCCUAUUCAAGAUGGCAUUCAGGAUGAGAAAUAUUACCAGAUCUGUGAAACUGUGCUGAAGGAGGUGUACGCUGCGUUCAACCCAGACGCGGUUGUGCUGCAGCUGGGGGCAGACACCAUCGCUGGAGAUCCCAUGUGCUCUUUCAACAUGACGCCCGAGGGAGUGGGCAAGUGCCUGAAGUAUGUCCUGCAGUGGCAGCUAGCAACUCUGAUCCUGGGAGGAGGAGGCUACAACCUUGCCAACACAGCUCGCUGCUGGACAUACUUGACUGGGGUCAUCCUUGGGAGAACACUGUCCUCCGAGAUCCCCGAUCACGAGUUCUUCACAGAGUACGGUCCUGAUUAUGUGCUGGAGAUCACACCCAGCUGCAGACCAGACCGCAAUGAGCCACAGAGAAUUCAAGAAAUUCUUAACUCUAUCAAAGGGAAUCUGAAGCAUGUUGUUUAG
Molecule: messenger RNA, 1017 nt
Organism: Leptosomus discolor (cuckoo roller)
Lineage: Eukaryota; Metazoa; Chordata; Aves; Leptosomiformes; Leptosomidae
Source: RefSeq, a predicted model, not a curated record